GUCUCUCUCCUCUUCUCCUUACAGCCUUAAGGGAAUUAAAUUCUAACUUCGCUGAAUAUAUACAGCCGAUUCUAACUGAUCUCAGUCAGCUUGCCCUUGGCGUGUCACUGUGAGAGAGAUCGCCAUGGCAGGCACUCCUGUUCCGCUCUGCGCUCUGCUCUGGAUUAUUGCAGCGGUACAGUGUAAAAUUCCAGACGUGCGUGUGACCUGCCUCUUCUCCGAGGACUGCCUGCUGCCCUGCGCCUUCAAGCCCUCAGGGGAGGAGCUGAUUCGCUGGUCCAGGCAGGAGGUCCCGGUGCACGGCUUCCAGCGGGGUGCUGACCUGCUGGAGCGGCAGGACCCGCACUUCCAGGGCCGGACGGCUCUGUUCCCCGAGCAGGUCACCCUCGGCAACGCCUCCCUCCUGCUGAGGCUGUGUAACACGCAGGACAGGGGCCGCUACAGGUGCCACGUCCACACCGCGCAGGGCGACCAGGACGCCUUCGUCAUCGUCAAGGUGGAAGCUCCUGUCCGCUCUCUGACUCUGAAGAUGAACAGGCUGAGUGGUUACGAGGAGGUGAGCUGCUCGUCCCGGGACGUCUACCCUGCCCCACACGUGUGGUGGUCCACUGACCCCCCCGCACCCCCAGAUGCCCUGAAACCCACCACACGCAAGAUGCCCGAGAAGAACGGCCUGUAUUCUGUGGAGAGCAAGCUGAGGAGACCGGGAGGCCUCUCUGACUACACCUACUUCUGCACCGUCAACUCCUCCUACGACACACAGAGCUGGAGAGCCUCGCUGAGGGAAAGAGAGAUUGUCAGUGAGGAGGGCCGAGAGCUCACCAUCCCGUGCCUCGCUCCCAGCGGCCUCCAAAACUUCACCCUCACCUGGACCUUCACCAGGGCGGACGAGCCCACACUCAUCCUCGCCUUCCACAGCCAGACCCAGCUCACCUCUAACCGCUGGGCGGGGCGUGCCCGGGUGGACCCGGACCGCGCCCGGGCAGGAGACGGGUCGCUGCGCAUCCAGGGCCCUCAGAGCGCGGAACACGCGGGGACAUACACCUGCGUGUUCUCCGGCCCUCGGAGCCGCCACGUGGUCCACACCUGCGUCAACAUCACCGCUGCGGCAGUUGGCAGGUCUCUGAUGGACGGGCCCUCGAGGCUGUGGAUCGUUGCCGUGGUGAUCGCCGCUCUGGUUCUCCUUGUGGCUGCCCUGGCGCUGUGCGGUAGAGUCAGAGGUGAGCACUCAGCAGCCGGGAAACCCACUGAGGAAGCCACAGAGCUGGAGGCAGUGGAAACCGCAAAGGAUAAAGCAGAAAAUGGAACCCCAUCAGAGAGAAGUCAUUUAACCAGAGAGCAUAACGAGGAGCACACUUAAGCAAGAGGGUGCGAGAGGCUCCACUGGACUCACGGCUGACAGCACCGAGCCGCACGCAACACACACACACACACACACACAGACAGACUGGAGGCUUCACUCACACAGAGGCUCCAAGCAGUGACCCUGGAUCAGUUUUGGCCUCUUUCAUGUAAUGGUAGAGGUUAGGAUUAGGAUUAGGCAAGCUGACUCUGGCUCAGCUGUUGGGCACAGAAGACACCCCAAAGAAUUACAGUGGACACAAAGUGCCUUGUGGUGUGUUUUGGGAAUGAACCAACAGGAAGUUCUCCUGGGUCAAGUGACUUGGGUGGGAGCUGUUCUCUGAGGCCAAGACUAGGAUGCCCUUCCUCUUGUUUUGAUGAUGUCAUAUCCUGUGCUGGACUCCCGGGUGUUUUCAAAAAGAGGCUGGAGGAGAGAAAGGCACAAGGUGUCAGAGGUAAAACUGAGGCAGGCCCGCUGACAGAGAUCAAGCAAGACCUGUUCCUGCCAGCAGAGGGCCUUCUCUGACCUACACAUUUUCCUCUCAGCAUAUCUAAUCACACUGUCCACAGAUCCCUCCCUCCAGCUGCCUUCCACACCACUGACUCAUGUCUGACCCCGAGAACCUACACAUCUCAGGGCUCUGAUUGGUCGCUUUGGUCUUCAGUGCCUGUGAAGGCUGAUGUGGUUUCGCAUUCUGAGAGGGUUUUUGUAUGCAGUCACGGCAGUAACAGGAACAUCAGGUCAGUUAUGACUGAAACAGGCUAUCACAGACACCACCAGGCAGUCCUGGAAUGCUCACGAGUGUUUCACACAGAAAUCUAUUUGUGCUGCAUAAUAAGCAAUACCAUUAAGUUUGCAUUGCUAAAUUUGAUUGUGUCAGUUUGUAUUACAGUUUUUCUCAGUAGAUGUGAUACAUUUCUGUAAACUGAAGUCCAUAUUCUCAAAACAGAUGAACUAAUUGCACAUUUUUAUUACUUUUACACAAAUUGCAAAACUAGACACACUUUUUCCCAAGCACCUCCAACAGUUCAAUAGCUCAAAAUUCAGGUCAAUUUGGCUCGAUGUCACGUUUUAAUGUCACAUGCUCAGUUCUCAUCAUAUUCAUGGCAGCUGAGUUAAUCAGCUGGUCAGCUCAGAUAUGCUGUGCUAACUCCUUGUUCACCAGCCAGUCAGCACAUUACGAUGUAUGAUUAUUCACCACAGUCAUGUGUUUCGUGUAGGUCUUCUUUUAAAGUAAAUUCUGAUGGCAUUAUUUGGGGUUCAUUUUGCAGCAACGUGUCCAAACAGGAAACCUGCAGUGCAAGAUAAGGAAUA
Molecule: messenger RNA, 2656 nt
Organism: Megalops cyprinoides (Indo-Pacific tarpon)
Lineage: Eukaryota; Metazoa; Chordata; Actinopteri; Elopiformes; Megalopidae
Gene: hhla2b.1
Product: HERV-H LTR-associating 2b, tandem duplicate 1
Exons: 8
Coding region: 125-1360 (411 amino acids)
Biological process (GO): T cell costimulation; cell surface receptor signaling pathway; negative regulation of T cell proliferation
Cellular component (GO): external side of plasma membrane
Source: RefSeq, a predicted model, not a curated record